This is a messenger RNA of Histoplasma mississippiense, 1206 nucleotides long. RefSeq lists its product with no specific name. The transcript has 5 exons. NCBI's taxonomy places the organism in Eukaryota, Fungi, Ascomycota, Eurotiomycetes, Onygenales, Ajellomycetaceae. Bases 1 to 1206 code for a protein of 401 amino acids. The record is from RefSeq and is a predicted model, not a curated record.
AUGGGUCGCACCGUUGACCAAGAGGUCCACGCGGCUUUCGUCGAGUUUCGCGCCAAGGAGGAUGAUAAGUGUCUCUCUGUCCAAUGCAUAUACUGCCAGCAGAUCAGAGCAAAGAACACCAGUCGACAGAAGCAACAUCUCCUCGAGUGUCCCGCCCUUCGCGGCCAUAAUCCUCCCCAUGCCCAAUCUGCCCCUACCAAUGGCGUAGGCGCCGUCAAUGGCUACGGGGCGCCUCCGAACGGGCCUGCUGGUGGCCCUGGUGCUGGGUCAGCGACAGCCACCCUCCCCUCUGCCAGUAGCUCCAUGAUGGCCAAUGGAGUUAACCCUCAUAGCAGUGCUCUGCAGACUCCCAUGCAGAAUCUCUCCAGCCGUCCGUCUCUUCCUUCGCAGGCAGCUCCUCCCCCGAGCGCGUCCUCGGCAGCUGCCCCGUCACAGCAGCGUGCACACACCACCCCCAAGACCUCGAAGCAGCCCAGGCAGAGCACCUCGAGCCUGCCAGCUCCCCCACUCGACGAUGUACAUGCCGCCUUUGUCGAGUUCCGCGCGAAGGAAGAAGAUAAGUGUCUCUCUGUCCAAUGUAUAUAUUGUCAACAAGUCCGUGCAAAGAACACAAGUAGACAGCGCCAGCACCUGCUGGAAUGCCCACCGUAUCUCAAUGUGAUGAAAGACUCUAUCCCCGCCAAUAACCUCCAACACUCGUUCCCUGAAGGUGAUAUUGCGCGCUCUCUCCAGCUGCCAAUACCCACAUUGGAGCUUGACUUCCGCAUGAGCCUCAAAUUGAACCCAACGGUGACAGUUGGGCAGGGCCUCUGGGGCCAAAGAGACUGGGUCACGUUUGUUGGCGGGCAAUGGGCAGGCAGAUGGGGUAAAGGAAUUGUCCUGCCUGGAGGACAAGAUUCGCAAGUUGUUGUCAAGGAGCUCUCGACUCACAUCAAGGCAAACUACCUCUUACAAACCGCGGAUGAACCUCCGGCGUUCAUCGUCGCAAAGACCACCGGCUGGAUGACAGGCGCAAAGGAUGUUUUGGAAAAACUCUCGGACCCUUCCAUGGCCGACUCCGUCAACCCAACCACCUAUAAAUAUCGCAUUCAUAUCGCCUUGGAGACGGGAGACGAGCGCUAUGCCUUUGUCAACACGGUCAUGUGGGUUGGUAGUGGCUGUCGCCGCUCUUCGGAAGUUAUUUUCGAUGCUUUCCGUAUUACCUAA